Molecule: messenger RNA, 2700 nt
Organism: Cryptotermes secundus
Lineage: Eukaryota; Metazoa; Arthropoda; Insecta; Blattodea; Kalotermitidae
Gene: noc
Product: zinc finger protein Noc
Exons: 2
Coding region: 297-1841 (514 amino acids)
Biological process (GO): negative regulation of DNA-templated transcription
Cellular component (GO): nucleus
Source: RefSeq, a predicted model, not a curated record
GCACGAGUCACACUGAAGAGAGACUGGUGGAGUGCAGAGAGAAGAGGCUACUUGGGAUGUGAAGGUGCGUUUGUAUGUGGAAUGAAGCGUUUCUGAUUCGACGUUAGGAAAUGAUAUAGUACACUGUGAAAUAUAUAUUUGCAUCAUAUUCUUAAACUAAUCUGUUUGCAGUUCUGUAAUGUAUGGGCACAAUACUGUGAAAUUUGUGUGUGGAUAUUAGUGAGGUUUUAGUUUGCGAGUUGUGUUGCAAUAUUUUUGUGGACAAGUGUGCUGUCUUUAUCGAGUUGUAAUUCCAAAUGGUGGUCCUUGAAGGUGGAGGUAUGUUGACCACCGGAAGCAAUCAAUAUCUGCAGCCGGACUAUCUUUCACCGCUUCCAACUACGUUGGAUGCGAAGAAGAGUCCGUUAGCCUUGCUAGCUCAGACUUGUAGCCAGAUUGGAGCCGACACCCCCAACACUAAGCCGUUGAUCCCGCCGUUGGAGAAGCCGAAGAAGACGGCUGUUGUGAGCGACAGUACUGGUGGGACUCCGCCGACCGGUGCCGGGCACAAGGCGGACAAGAACCCGGUGGCGCGCGCCAGCCCGGCCGAGCCCGCACGAGGAGCGGGCGGCCUAGCUUUCAAACCGUACGAGACCAACGUACUGAGUAAGAAGUCCGAGGAUAAUCGCCCACCCUCCAAAGCCGGUAGUGUCCAUAAUUCAGAGGGCGGUGAAGAAAAAAAAUCGAACUCUGGGUCUCGUGCUCCGAGUCGCAAGUCGGUUUCACCUCCCACCAACAAUGGUGCCACCCCCGGACCUGGCGAAGCUGGUAAAACUGCCUCUGGGCCAUCCACAACCCCUGCCUCCACGACCGAACGUGGCAAAUCUGUCUCUCCUGCUGAUGGUGGCAACGAAGGAGCUAGUCCAAUAAUUAGAUCCGGUCUAGAAAUCCUUCAUGGACAUCCCAAGGAUGUUCCACUUGGAUCGUACAAGUCCGGAAGCGCCUUGUCCGGGGUUUCUGGUGGCCUCGGUGGUUCACUGGGUUCACUAUGUUCCGGAUGCCCUCCAGGUCUCGAACCGACGAACCCAGCUUUCCGACCACCGUUCGCCGGAGGUCCGUUUUCUCACCACCACGCAGCACUGCUCGCCGCUGGGUACCCAUCAACAGCACCGGGCCCGUACGUUCACUACGCCCGAGUUAAGACGGCUUCCGGAGGCGAGGCCCUUGUGCCUGUGUGCAAGGACCCCUACUGUACUGGGUGUCAGUACAACGCGCACCAACAGUUGCUGCUCGGCGGCUCCUCGGCGGCGCCCUGCCCCAGUGGAUGCACCCAGUGCGACCACCAAAAGUACGGUCUUGCGGCAGCAGCAGCUUUGUCGGGUCUCAUGCCUCCUGGACCCGUGCCACCCCCGCCCCCACUGUCUUACACUCAUCAGCUUGGUCGACCAUACGUGUGCAAUUGGAUUGCCGGCGACACGUACUGCGGCAAGAGGUUCACCACUUCGGAUGAGCUUCUGCAGCACCUGAGGACACAUACUAGUCUCGCCACUGCUGCAGACAGUGCCGCCGCUACCGCAGCAGCUGCCGCCGCCGCCGCUGCGUCAUCUGCCCCCAUGUCCUUGCUCAGCCACCACACGUUCCUGUCUUCGUCCGCCGCUCUGCACCGUGCUGCCGCUGGAUAUCCCAAUCCGCCCCUGAGUCCACUAUCUGCCGCCAGGUACCACCCCUAUUCCAAGCCGGGACUCCCAGCCUCCUUAGCAGCCUCGCCUUUCAGUGCAUUCAACCCUACCGCGUUAGGUCCCUACUACACUCCAUAUUCCAUCUAUGGGCAACGAAUUGGCGCUGCGGCAGUCCAUCCAUGAGUACCCACAACUGCACCGUGUGAAGGAUACGCCUGAGUCGUCAUAGUUUGUUUUUUUUAAUUCAGGAUGACCCGGAAGACAUUUUGUGAAAGUAUUUUUAAUCCUAAAGAAAAUAAUUGUCAUAUUUAAGUUUCAGAAAUCUCUCCGUGAAGAAAGCUUUAUUAUUAUUUCAGUCCAUAUAUAAUUUAUUAUGAGAAAUACCUUAAAUGUUGAAAUGUGUACGCGCUGUUUCAUGAAAUGUGAUUGGACUUUACAUCUGGGCGACAACGCUUUCCAUAAAUGAUGCUGUGAUAUUUCUUGAUUUAAUGUGCCGUGUUAGUAGUGUGAUCUGUUGAAAGGAUUCAUUACGAAUUAUUUAAAUAUAACGAAAGGCCUUCCAGCAAGUAAGAAAAGAACUUUUUAUGAAGAAGACAGACAUCCCAAACAAGUGCGUGCGUGCGUGCGGUAUAAAAAUGGCGUUGUCUCUUUCUUAUGGCUCUCUGAUAGUAAUAUUAUUUUGUGAGGAAAGUUGGCGUUACAUAUUUUUAAAGUGGAUUAUCUGUAUAUUAUCAUCAUCAUCUGUAGAACCGAUAUCCCAUUCACCAUGUUCAACCUGAACAACGAGCGAUUGACUGCAUAAAGUAGGUAGCCUAUGAGAGGUAUUGUACACAAAAUAUGACACUACAUUACAAACAAUACAGUCAUUUUUAGUAGCCCUUACUCUAUUUUCCAAGUGGAACAAUAUAAUAUAUAGCAUUUUACCCCAUUUUUUUAUUUCAGAAAAAUAUUGUCCAUCCCUUUUUUCUCUCUUGACAUAUCCAUGUAAAUAAAUGUAAAUAAUGUUGAGUUUCCAUAUUGCUUUAAUAAAAUGUUGUUUGUA